Molecule: messenger RNA, 2182 nt
Organism: Harpia harpyja (harpy eagle)
Lineage: Eukaryota; Metazoa; Chordata; Aves; Accipitriformes; Accipitridae
Gene: PHYH
Product: phytanoyl-CoA 2-hydroxylase
Exons: 11
Coding region: 16-1200 (394 amino acids)
Biological process (GO): fatty acid alpha-oxidation
Molecular function (GO): phytanoyl-CoA dioxygenase activity
Source: RefSeq, a predicted model, not a curated record
AGGCAGCUGCCACAAAUGGACAUCAGAGCUGUCCCAGAAGGCUGCACAGAAAGGCCACCCAGCACAAUACCCUGCGUCGGGUGUGGAUUUCAUGCAGGCUGCAGACAUCCCAGAUCUCUCUCAAUGCAAAUGAGGGUCAGGUUGGCGACAGAGCUCUCCGACUGCCCGGACGCGAUGGAGCAGCAUGGGAAGCAGUCAGUGCCGGCAGCUCGGCUGGACGCCAUCCUCCGGCACCUCUCCCCGCGGCUGGGAGCAACCCCUGCUCCCACAAGCGUUCCUACUUCAGCCCAAGCUAGUGCUGUUCCUCAACCAGGGAGUUUUUGCUACACCCUGGACAACGAUAUGCUCACCACAGAGCAAAGGCAGUUCUAUGAAGACAAUGGGUAUCUGCUCAUUAAGAAGCUUGUUUCUGACGAAGACAUUGAGCGCUUCAGGAAAGAGUUCAUAAGGAUCUGUAAAGAAGAGGUCAAUGUACCAGGAGCUAUGAUUAUGAAAGAUGAGUCCCUGAGAUCCCAGUACGGUCAGUCUGAAAAAGUAGUUAAUAAAGUGCAGGACUUCCAGGAAGACAAAGAGUUGUUCAGAUACUGUACUCUGCCAGAGAUCCUCAAAUAUGUUGAGUGCUUCACAGGGCCAAACAUCAUGGCAAUGCACACCAUGCUGAUAAAUAAACUUCCAGAUUCUGAUAAACAGACUUUUCUCCACCCCAUGCAUCAGGACUUGCACUAUUUCCCCUUCCGGCCUGCGGCCCGCAUCGUGUGCGCCUGGACCGCCAUGGAGAGGGCUGACCAGGACAACGGCUGCCUGGUUGUGCAGCCAGGGACGCACAAGGAACCCCUGAAGCCUCACAGCUAUCCAAAGUGGGAGGGUAAAGCCAACAAACUUUUCCAUGGGCUGCUUGAUGAGGAUGAGAAGAGUCCCAGGGUUCACCUUGUCAUGGAGAAGGGAGACACGGUGUUCUUCCAUCCCCUGCUCAUUCAUGGCUCUGGGAUAAACAAGACAUCAGGUUUCCGAAAGAGUAUAAGCUGUCACUUUGCCAGCUCUGAGUGCUACUACAUUGACGUUAAGAACACGACCCAAGAGCACCUGGAGAAAGAAGUGGUAGAAAUGGUUCACAAGAAAUACAACACGACUUCUGUGGAGCUCAGGGAUGUUUGGAAAUUCCGAGCACGGCUUGUGCAAGGGGAAAGAAUUAACCUGUAGAACAACCUCUGAAGAGCAGGGUGGAAAACACAUGCCUGAGAAUGAGCUUCUCUGAUCGGAGAGUGCAGACCCUGCCUCAGCAGGCAGAAUUAUGUGUGCUUUUUUGACCUCUGUAUUGGUAACUUAGCCAAAUGCUGCAUCGCAAAACAUUUUAUAGUAAUACAAAAUAAUUGCAGUGAGGUUGAAUGUCAAAGAAAACCUAACCUAGAAAAACAGAUUUGCUGUGGUUAUCUUAGACGAUUGCAGAAUUAAGGUCUUGAAAGAACACUUUGAUUUUCUUGGUGUUUUCAUUCUUGUUUUUUAAAAGUUUCUCACAUGACAUACCUUUGGAACAAUGCUAUACUAACAUAAGAUUUUAUGCAAGAAUUUAUGCAAGGGUGUGUUUUUUAAUGUUUCCAACUUCCUUUUCUACGCAAAAGAAAUAAAAUGAAUCAGAGUUUCACGCAAGCUCGGUAUGAGCUCACAUGGGAAGUUAUUAGUACAGCUGAUGAAGACGGGGAUAUUGGUACCAGCAGAAUCAAUGGUGUAAGGAACUGGAUAAAGGGGAAGCAGCAACCACUCACAUGGAAAAAUGGGAUUGAUGGGCUGCAACAUGAUCACUAGUAGAGUUCCUCAGACAUGACCUGGUGUGGCAUCAUAUCUUACCAAGCAGCGCUGGCACAAAUGAAAUAUGUGGCUGACAGGGUUGGGAACUACUGAGCCAGCAAAUCAGCCUCCCAUUGGCCUUGUACAACGGAUCCAAGGCUGUGUGAAAUGAGCGAGUCCUCCUUUGAGUCUGGUGGGUCUGGGAAAAGGUGCCUUUUGGCGCUGCCAGGUUGGGGAAUCAGUUGGAUGCUCCUCAGGAUGCACUGGUGGCAGGGUGGAGCGACGUGCAUUGAAAUGAUCCUCUUGCCUUUCACAACGUUUUUCCUUGCUUUCUGAAAGAUUCUUUUGCUUUCAGAAUCUGUUUUUGAAAUACAAAUUAAAUCAGCGCAAAACUGCA